This is a messenger RNA of Xenopus laevis (African clawed frog), 1132 nucleotides long. It is a transcript of the gene pgrmc2.S, whose product is annotated as progesterone receptor membrane component 2 S homeolog. The record is from RefSeq and is marked predicted. Bases 66 to 650 code for a protein of 194 amino acids. Gene Ontology annotation, cellular component: endomembrane system; endoplasmic reticulum; membrane. The transcript has 3 exons. NCBI's taxonomy places the organism in Eukaryota, Metazoa, Chordata, Amphibia, Anura, Pipidae.
UGCGAAACCCUCCCUUGUGCGGGAGUCAGGUGGACGGCGGUGACUCGGGUGGUGGCCGGCAGGUGAUGUCGGAGAGCUUGGAGGUGGAGGAGCUGCUGGCUGGUACCUCGCCACCGGGUAGCGAAGGGGAGCCGUCCGGACUAGGAUGGCUAUUUGUUGGGGAGUUGCUGCUAACCGCGGCUCUUGUGCUUCUGGUGCUCUACGGGGCCUUCCGAAUCUACCAGCGCUGGAAAGGGUCGGGGUCGGGCGCAGCCACUUCUUUGCCGCGUAUGAAACGCAGAGACUUCGCCCUGCAACAACUGCGAGAGUACGACGGGACGCACAACCCCAGGAUCCUACUGGCUGUCAAUGGGAAAGUGUUUGACGUGACCCAGGGAAGCAAAUUCUAUGGGCCUGAUGGCCCGUAUGGAUUAUUUGCUGGUAGAGAUGCUUCCAGGGGACUAGCAACGUUUUGCCUCGAUAAAGAGGCGCUCCGAGAUGAAUAUGAUGACCUGUCCGACUUAAACGCUGUACAGAUGGAAAGUGUUCGGGAAUGGGAAAUGCAGUUUAAAGAAAAGUAUGAAUAUGUUGGUCGACUGCUUAAACCAGGGGAAGAGCCCUCUGAAUAUACAGAUGAAGAAGAUGUCAGAGACCACACAAAGCAGGACUGAACUUUUAACAGCCAAAGUCCGGGGCUGUUCAGGAACUGCAUUCUCUUUCCCGUCCUAUAACGAGGAGGUUUUGUGCUCCACAAUAUUCGCCACAGUUUGUACAGGGAAAUGAGAAUUUAACGUGAUAAACCGCAAAAGAAGAUUUUAAUACUAGGCAUUAUGAUCUUCACUGCCAAGCAUUUUUCUUCCCCCUCCAAAACGUUGAUCUUUCUGUGACCGAACGUAAUUAAUGAAACAGGAUUCAGGAAAUCGAUCUUGUGAAAUGUGCGUUGUUACAUAUUUUAUUAGUACUCUAACUGGCAGUUGUGGAGCAGCUCCACUUUGGCUUUAUAAGGAACCACCCAUGAUUCUGCCAAAUGGGCAGUUCACAGAUCAGAAAGGGUAUGGGAAAGUAUACAUUUUUUUUAUGUGGUAUUUGUUUCAGACUUUUGAAAACCUGUUUUUUUUCCAUAAAUACAUUUAUCAGUCUGCACUACUUUAAA